CCGAUUCUCACAGUCAGCGAGCGCGCAUCUGUACUGGGGCGUCUACUGUAGUAAAUUACCUUAACACCAAACAAGCAGUCACUCUGGAUUUUCAAUAAGCGAAAAUUAAAAAUGAAGAGGCCAAAAACUGUGAACAAAGCUUCUUGAGGAAAAGGUGGGAGUGAGGAGAGGCCAGUGUGAGUGUUUAUGUGUGCAUGUGUGUGUGGAUGAAAUUCCAUAGGCCAUGUCUGGUCCUGCCAAACAAGAGAGGACAGUGUGUGUCCUCCUUCCCACCAAGGAGAUGCUGGAUAUCACAGUGGGGUUGAAAGCAACAGGUCAAGAAGUGUUUCAACGUGUUUGUGAGCUUCUUGGAGUUAAAGAACUGCACUACUUUGGAUUGACUUUAGUCAAAAACAAUGAGCACAUCUUUCUGGACUUGGAAGAGAAACUUGCCAAGUACUUCCCCAAGGAAUGGAAACAGGACUCAGGGAAGCAGGGGCCGCAUAAGAGGUCAAUCCCCCCCCUGCUCUGUCUCAAGGUUCAGUACUACGUGGAGAACGGCCGGCUCAUCUGUGAGCGCAAAGCAAGAAAACUGUACUACUAUGAUCUGCGAGAACGUGUCCUGCGCUCCGAAUGCAGACAGAAGGAGGAAGUGUAUUUCCAGCUGGCAGGAUACGCCCUACAGGCCGAUCACGCUGACUACCCUCCAGAGGGCCACAGUCAGGGACACGCUGUUUAUUUUCAAGCCAAAGAAUACUUCCCUCCUUGGAUAAUUGCGAAGCGAGGCCUUGAUUACCUGCUGUGUCACGGGCCCAAGGUUCAUAAAGAGCUGUGGGGGAUGUCCUCUCGCGACGCUAUACUGCUCUUCAUCAGAGAAUCCUGCCGUCUGGAGGAUGUACCAGUCACUUUUUAUCGCUUACAGAAGGACAAGAGAGAAGAGAAAGGAUCAGCGCUUCUUGGACUCACUCUCAGAGGAAUGCAAGUGUAUCAGGAGGUGAACAAUGUGCGUGAUCUGCUCUACGACUUCCCUUGGUUUCAUGUGGGUCGACUCACCUUUCUGGGGAAGAAGUUUGAGAUACAGCCCGAUGGUUUGCCCUCAGCAAGGAAGUUGGUGUAUUACACAGGUUCAGCUUUUCGUUCUCGCCAUCUUCUGCUGCACCUGAGUUCCUGUCACCGGCUGUUCCUCAGCCUGCAACCUGCACUCAAACAUCUGCACCAGCUUGAAGAAUCAGAGGAGAAGAAGAGGUACCGUGAAUCAUACAUCAGUGAUGAGCUGGAUCUAGAUCAGCCCUGCAGUGAGGGCAGUCCCCGUCUGUCCCGACACUCCACCAGCAGCUCCGGCAUCGAGGCGGACACUAGGCAACGCAGCGUCUCUGUAGAGUUGGUGUCCAUGGAGGAGAAGGAGAAGUCCUUUAUCUCUGCUGUCAGUCAUGACUCCUCACACACCUCUGGCAUAGACACAAGCAGCAAAUCCCGAACAGAUGUUGAAGUUGAGUGGCAGGAUGAAGAUUUGCAGGAAAUAGUGAAGGAGCCUGGGGAGGUCUCUGUGGACGACCCUGAGGAUAUCUUGCGAUUGGCUGAACUACUGGAGGUUGUGUCCAUCGACUGUCCUGCCAUCCAAACAGAUGUUGAAUCUAAAGGUCUUCAAAUUAGUUCAGUUCAGAUGGGCAAUGACCAAAAGGACAUGAAAGAGGUUUCGAUUUGGAAGGCUUUUAACCCCGCUGACCGCCAGAGCUUCAGUCUGGAUGACGUGCGGCGGUUCUCCCCUCUUCUCCCAUUGGGAAUAGCAUUAGUUCCAGACACCUCCCACAGCUACACAUUCGGGCUGCCACACUCCCCAGGUUGUUCUCCGACCAACCCCUGUUCAGAAAAACCUUCAUUCUAUGGCCGGCGCUCCACAAACUGUUUGUCUCUGGACAUGUUGGAGAAUAACCAGCCACUGGAGCUUCUCCUUUAAGAAACAAAAAGACUGCAGCCUCCUGUUGUAUUCAAGCAAUUUAAAUGGACAGCAGAAAGAAGACAAAACCCAGGUGUUAUCAGGGCAUUUUCACCAGGAAUUUCAUUAAGACUGAACCAUACAGUUAAAGCUGUAGUAGGGUAAUUUUGUUUUUGUUUUUUUAAAUACUUUCUCCUAUGCCAACUUAAUACGUAGAGACAACCGUAAGUAAGCCAUUUGUUGAUUUUGCUAAAAAAAAAAAAAAAAUAAACACUCUGGCACUCUUAAAACAUUGCUCUGUUUGUUUGAGCAUUCCAAUCAGCCCAACACGGUUACAUUGACUCAACCAAUGGUGUGAGUUUGGGUGGGACUAUCUGUUUUUUCUGACCAAUGGAAGACUGGAGGUGUGUUCGGGAAACCUACUGAAAAACAGUCAUCAAUUUUGCCAUUCAGUUUGGUAGCGCUAGUAGCACAGAAAUAACACUUCAGCUUUGUGUUUGUAUGCUUAUUGACUGCAGGACAACAUGAACAUUUGUGGGUUGUUUUACAGAUAUUCAAAAUAUCUAGAUUGUGAAUUUUGUGAACAAACUUCCCUGCAGAACUUUGUGUGGAUAAUCUUACAAGGACAAAGACAUUUAUCGACAAGCGAUAAAAGCUCUUCCAUGUAAAUACAUCUAUAUACAGCUGUUCUAACUAGCCACAGUGAGUGACAGAACAUUUUGUUGCACACUUGGUUUCUAUUUUCACAUGUUUUUAACUUUCCAAAUACUUUUUGGAGCUACUGUAGCUCAGUUGUUAAUCUAUAAUGUGAUACUAUAAGAUUCCACCUUUUCAGAGUCUUUUGAAUUUUGUACAUGAUAAUCUUGUUGACAUUGGACAUGCAUCUUCAUUUAUGAUGGGGGGGUUGUUGCAGCGUGAAGCAAAAAUCAGCAAUCAUGAAUAGAGUGCCAAAAGGAUACUUUCACACGUUUUCUACAAGAUCAACCAGGUUUAUGGAAUAUAUAUGCGUCGGUGCACAGCCAUUUUCAGAUCUCUCCAGAGAUGUUCAGUCGGGUUCAAGUCUGGUCUCUGGCUGGGCCACUCAAGGACAUUCACAGAGUUGUCCCGUAGCCACUCUUUGUUAUCUUGGCUGUGUGCUUAGGGUCGUUGUCCUGUUGGAAGAUGAACCGUCGCCCCAGUCUGAGGUCCAGAGUGCUCUGGAGCAGGUUUUCAUCAAGGAUGUCUCUGUACAUUGCUGCAUUCAUCUUUCCCUCAAUCCUGACUAGUCUCCCAGUUCCUGCCGCUGAAAAACAUCCCCACAGCAUGAUGCUGUCACCACCAUGCUUCACUGUAGGGAUGGUAUUGGCCAGGUGAUGAGCGGUGCCUGGUUUGCUCCAGACAUGAUGCUUGCCAUUCAGAGUUCAAUCUUUGUUUCUCAUGGUCUGAGAGUUCUUCAGGUGCCUUUUGGCAAACCACAGGCGGGCUGUCAUAUGCCUUUUACUGAGGAGUGGCUUCCGUCUGGCCACUCUACCAUACAGGCCUGAUUGGUGGAGUGCUGCAUAGAUGGUUUUUCUUCUGGAAGGUUCUCCUCUCUCCACAGAGAAAUGCUGGAGCUCUGUCAGAGUGACCAUCGGGUUCUUGGUCACCUCCCUGACUAAGGACCUUCUCCCCCGAUCGCUCAGUUUGGCCAGGCGGCCAGCUCUAGGAAGAGUCCUGGUGGUUCCAAACUUCUUCCAUUUACAGAUGAUGGAGGUCACCAUGCUCAUUGGGACCUUCAAUGCUGAAGAAAUUUUUCUGUACCCUUCCCCAGAUCUGUGCCUCGAUACAAUCCUGUCUCGGAGGUCUACAGACAAUGCCUUGGACUUCAUGGCUUGGUUUGUGCUCUGACAUGCACUGUUAACUGUGGGACCUUAUAUAGACAGGUGUGUGCCUUUCCAAAUCUUGUCCAAUCAACUGAAUUUACCACAGGUGGACUCUAAUCAAGUUGUAGAAACAUCUCAAGGAUGAUCAGUGGAAACAGGAUGCACCUGAGCUCAAUUUUGAGUAUCAUGGCAAAGGCUGUGAAUACUAAUGUACAUGUGAUUUUUCUCAUUUUUUAUUUUUAAUAAAUUUGCAAAGAUUUCAAACAAACUUCUUUAACGUUGUCAUUAUGGGGUAUUGUUUGUAGAAUUUUGAGGAAAAUAAUUAAUUUAAUCCAUUUUGGAAUAAGGCUGUAACAUAACAAAAUGUGGAAAAAGUGAAGCGCCGUGAAUACUUUCCGGAUGCACUGUAUUGUAAAUGCACAUAUUAAAAACAUGCCCUUAUACACAUUCCUUUCAGUGAAAGGAAAGCACACAGAAUGAAAAAUCAGAAUCAGAAUGAAUUUUAUUGCCAAGUAUGCUUACACAUACAAGGAAUUUUUCUUGGUGACAGAAGCUUCAAGUGCACAAACAAUACAGCA
Molecule: messenger RNA, 4334 nt
Organism: Myxocyprinus asiaticus (Chinese sucker)
Lineage: Eukaryota; Metazoa; Chordata; Actinopteri; Cypriniformes; Catostomidae
Product: FERM domain-containing protein 6-like
Exons: 14
Coding region: 224-1936 (570 amino acids)
Biological process (GO): positive regulation of hippo signaling
Cellular component (GO): cytoskeleton; cytoplasmic side of apical plasma membrane
Source: RefSeq, a predicted model, not a curated record